Umbelopsis ramanniana AG is the source of this 318-nucleotide messenger RNA. RefSeq lists its product as uncharacterized. The transcript has a single exon. The record is from RefSeq and is a predicted model, not a curated record. Lineage: Eukaryota; Fungi; Mucoromycota; Umbelopsidomycetes; Umbelopsidales; Umbelopsidaceae. Bases 1 to 318 code for a protein of 105 amino acids.
AUGAAAUCAUUACCAAUACCCAAAUACUUUCGUAAGGAGGAUCCAGAAUACUGGCUGAGGAUGUUCGAAUCUACUGCCAAGGUGCAAGACUGGACAACAGACAUGGACAAGCUAAUGGUCCUGCCAACGUUCUUCAAAUCAGAGGUGAGAGCCUGGUUUUAUGACGAAAAGUUCACUGAGUUCGACCAGUUUUCCUCUGCCUUCGUGGAACGAUUCAGGCCAAAAAUGAGCAAGUACGUUCCACUGAAGAAAUUACUUUCGAUCAAGAAGAAGUCGAACGAAGCGGCUCGCGAUUACAACAACCAUUUCCGUCAAUAG